CUAAAUGUGCUUUACUCUCAGAAUUGUAAAGGUGAGAAUUCAUUCACUCAUUCAGCAAACACUUAUUAAACAGUGUAUCAGUCAGGGUUCUAUUAUGUUCCAGGCUUUUAUAACACCUACAUGCCCUUAAGUACCUCACACUCUAGAUGGAGGGUGAGAGACAUAAAAUAAAAAUUACUGAUAAAUGUUAUAAUAAAAACAUACAUAUAUCAAGGGGAGCACUACAAAAGCAGGAACUAACUCUACGCGAGAGUAGGUUUCACCAUCAGGUCACUUCUAAACUGCAUCUUAAAUUUUUUUUAAUGUUUUAUUUUUUGAGAGACAAAGACACACCGUGGGCAGGGGAGGGGCAGAGAGAGAAGGAGACACAGAAUCCAAAGCAGGCUCCAGGCUCUGAGCUGUCAGCAUGGAGCCUGAUGCAGGGCUCAAACUCACAAGCACGAGAUCAUGACUUGAGCCGAAGUUGGACGCUCAACCAACUGAGCCACCCAGGCACCCCACUUCUAAACUGCAUCUUAAAGGUGGCUGGAAAUAGAGCAUGCUUCAUUUAUUCAGGGAAUGUUUACUGAGCACCUUCUAUGAGCCAGGCACAGUUGUAGGCACCAUAGACACUGCAGUGAACUGGACAAAGUCCCUGUUCUCUUUGCAGCAGAGAAACCUACAAUAAGCAUAUGACAAAUAAUUAUAUAUUAGGUAGUGAUGCCUAUUAAUACCACAAAACAAAGCUUUAAUAAGGGGAACAGAGAGUGAUAACGGUUACUAUUUUAGAUAGGAUAGUCAGAGAAGGCCUCUAAUGAGAUGACAUUUGAGCAGAAUCCUGAAUGAAUGAGACCAAAAAGCAAAGGGAAGCCAUUUCAGACAGAAGGGCCAGCAUGAGUAAAGGUAUAAUAGUUGUGAAAAGUGUAACAUCUUUAGUGCAAAGUGAGAUAUUCUCACUGAGCAAGAUGGAAUGCAAGCAGGGAGAGUGUGGUAGAUGAGGCUGGGAAAGAAGGAAGAGAGGGAGGGAGGAAGAAAUGGGAAAGGUCAAGAACAGUUUCUGGGUCUAAGCUUGGGUGACUGAGUGGGUGAUAAAGCCAUCAGCCAACUCGGGGACCCCUGGAGGAGAGGCAGUUUUAGGAAUGCAAAUAAUGAAUUUGAUUUGGGGCAGUGGGAAAUACAGAAUUGGAUAUUAGGAGUCAGGGCUAAAAUACAAAUUUGGCUCUUACCAGCAUGUCAUGGAAAUUUAAAAAGAAGGAGCAAGAAGAGUAGUCAACCUUGUCAGAUACUGCAGAGAAUUUUAAUAGGAUGAGAAUUUUUAAAAGGCCAUCAGAUUUGACAUUUGGAAGGUUGGCAAUAACUUCAAGAAGGCCAAUUUCAGUAGAUGUCGAUAGGGCAAAGCCACAUCAUGGUUCAGUUAGAAAGUGAAAGGGUAAGAGGCUGGGAUUGUCCAGCCAAGGUGACUGUCUUCUCCCUUCCCAAAGCUCUUCCUUGGAAGCUUUGAACCUGAGGUCAGAUCUUCUCCCACUCCUUCCUUAACUUUCUUCACAUAAAGCCUAGUACUGGAUGCUUGAGAUGGGGACAUGAUGGAGGGACAAAUAUUCUCAGAUCCUUGGGUCUCUGAUGGGAAAGGGGCCAGGGAUAGGGGAGCCUGAUGUUGGUGAAGCAGGUAUUAAAGGGAGCAUCUUCAGUGGGGAACAGCAGGUCGGGCCUGUUCUGAGACCUGUCUCCAGAGGGGGAGAAAGAUGAAACAUAUAAGUCUCUGUUGUAUGUGGAAACCGGACCAGGAAGCUGAGGUAGGCUGCAGAGCAAAGGCUCUGGGGGGCUGGUGGGGGGAAACAUGAAUAAUUAGUCAAGAAACUCAGCCCCGGUGAGAGAGUACAAUGACAAAGCGUGAGGGCUGGGAGUAGAAGCUGACAGUUAACUGACAGACACUAGAAGAAAUUUAGGGAGGGAUGCUUAGGUUUCUUAGAGCACAGGAACUGAAGAUGGGCAGGGAAGGCUAUUGGCAGUGCUUGUGACCACAAUGAUAGCAGUGAGGGGAUGGUUAAUGAAUUUAGGAAUGGUCCCAGCAAUACCUGGUAUAUAGAUGUUCAACAAAUAUUUGUGAAGCCAAAAGGGGUCGUUCCUCCACAGAUAAUGUGGAGGAAAAGGAUUCGAUACUGGAGUUCUGAAGAGCUGUUAGAAAAUGCCUAGGUUCCCUUCAGGGAGAGGAUGGAGGCAGUGACUGAGAUCCCAGACCUCUUAAAAGUACAAAGCCAGAGAGAGAGAGGCCUAUACCACGGAGGGAGUUAGAAGCAUAGACCAGGGUGGGAAACCCACUCGUUUAAUCCUGCAGACCCAAGGGAUUACCGGUAGGUCUACUAGAUUUCCUCACCCCUGCCCAAAUACACCCCUGGCCUGUUUCUCUCACCUGCACCUCCAUCUCUGCCCACUAGGGGGCGGGGCUCGAGGGCAAGGCUGGCGGCUGUUCCAAAGCCUCGAGGACCAUCAGUUCCUACCAGACUCCCUGCUCCGGUGCCGUCUUACCCCAUGGCGGGACCCAGGCCCUCAUACUUCUCCCCACUGCCAGGCAGUGGUAGGGGCGGGCCCAGAGGACCGGUGCCGGUGCGGGUUGACACUCCGGUCUGGUUGACCGCCCAGGCGGCUCCGAGCAUGCUGAUGGUCCAGCCGGGAAUCCAGCAGGGGGUCAGCCCAGGCCCUGAGGUGUGGGAGAUGCCCCUGGGUCCCCUGCCAUACAAAUUCCGGGGCGGGAUGGCACCCUGCACGCCCGGGGUCGGAACUGGCAAGGUGGGAGCCUGGUUCCCGAGCCCCUCAGAGGGCACCUUCCCCAGGCCCUACAUCGUCCUGCAGUGCAUCCCAAGGUUGGCACUGCCAGAGGACGUCUCAGCCAUAGAGAAAGAGAUGGAGCAGCUGGCCAAGGAGCUGAGGCGAAAGAGAAUGGCCCUGGGGUACUCACAGGCCGACGUGGCGUUCGCAGUGGGGGCUCUCUUUGGAAAGGUUCUUAGCCAGACAACCGUCUGCCGCUUUGAGGCCCAGCAGCUCAGCAUCGCCAACAUGUGGAAGUUGGGACUGCUGAUGAAAAUGUGGCUGGAGGAAGUGGACACCAAGAACUUUAUGGGUGUAUGCAAAAUAGAGAUGAUCCUGCAGCAGGCUCGGAAGCGAAGACAGGAAAGCAGGGAGCGACGCAUCGUAAACUAUCUGGAGAAACUCUUCUUGCAGUGCCCGAAGCCCACACCCCAGCAAAUCAGCCGCAUCGCUGGGCAGCUCCGGCUACAGAAGGAACUGGUCCGAGUUUGGUUCUAUAAUCGGAACAAGAUGGGUGGUCAGCCAACCAUUGAUUUCUCCCCACAGGAGGAUGUGGGGGCAGGGGGGUGGCCUCCUUUCCCAGGGGGGCCGGUAUGCUUUCCUCUGGCAUCAGGGCCCCAUUUUGGUUCCCCCUGCUAUGAAGAGCCCUAUUUUAUACACUUCACCCCUUACCCUGUGGAGGGGACCCACCUCUCUGCCCCAGCCACCCCUCUUGGCUACUCCAGGCUUUCAAACUGAGGGGCCCGCCCUUCUGGGCAGAGCUGAACUGGGGAAAUGGGUGAUGCCUGAGGUUCAUUUCAGGGCUGUUAACAUUAAGAGCUCCAUUAACUGUCUAAAGAGGUUAAUACUUAAGGGAUGGUUUGGGAGUUGUUUAGGAAAUUCAGGGGAGGGAAGUUGAAGUUUAUUAUUCCAGUGUUUUUACCUAGCAUUGACUUUAAGGUACAUUACGUAUAUGGUUUAGGAUAUUUUGUUUCUCUCUUUCUUUGUUAUUAAUUGAAAAUUACUUGUGUCUGUUAUUCCUUGUGAUUAUCAGUAAACAUCGGAUUUUUUUCCUUAUAAACACACCAUUGGGUGAAAAAUUCAAACACAGAAGAUUAUUUCAGUAUACCUUUUUUUUUUUUUUUAAUCAAAACCAAGCAGAACUUUAUGUAAAAAUAAACAUAGAGUCCAAGAUAAUAGUAACCUCUGGGGGAAGGUUUGAGGUUGGGGUACAGAAAGAGUAUACAAAACCUACCCAAGGGACCAUGCUGAAAUACAAGUGUUUUCUUGUGCUCCUCCCUUUCUUGAAAGAUGCUUUUUUUUUUUCCUCCUAUUCACCUUUUCAUUUAGAGUGCUCAGUUUCAGGUGGAGGUCUCAAUCCAGAUCUCCACCUUAUGGAAUCGCACUGGUUUAUCCACAGUCCUGCCCAGGUCAUUGUGUUUGGAACCCCUUUCUUACUGAGGUUGGCAAGAUGGACAACACUUGCUCAGCCUCAGCUCCAGCUUACUUCUCUGGUUCUCAGCUCCAUUUGGUUUAUUACCUGGCUGUUUUCCUUACUUUCUUUUGAACUCAGAUAUGCAUCUUAGAGAAUAUCUGUGAUGGUUGAGUCAACAUUCCUGGUUUUUGUGAUGGUAUAUCUUAUACCACUUUUCCAAUCUCUCCUAUGAAAUUGGUCUUUUCUAGUUUUCUCCUUCUACAUUGGUAAAUUUUGAUCGUCAUAUACUAAACAGACAUACCUGCAUGUAAUAUUUAUUGCUUUCUGAUUCCAUCACUGAAUAUUAUAUAUGAGUUUGUCUUCUUAAUUACUAAUCUUGUCAGUUUUUUCUUUCUCCGUUUUUUCCCCUUAAUCAGUUCUUACAAAAUAUUUAUCUAUAGGUAUUUUUCAAAGACCAAGUAUUUGUAAAAAUGUUUAUCUUAUUUACUGCUGUUUUUAUUUUAUUUUAUAAUUAAUUAACUUUUAACUUUUAUUUCUAUUAAUUGCUUUUUUCUAGUUUUCUCUGAUUUCUCCCAAUGUAUAUUUUUCUCUUGUCAGUGUUUGAAGAUAAAACGCUGAUGAUACAUAGAGGUUUGUGAAGAUAGAGACAAACUUUAGAUUCAAUAGAUGACUAAUCACUCAUUCUUGGACUCUCCCAGUAAAAGUCACAGAGCACCAGUCUCAUUUCUUCCUUUUCCCAGACAGCCCUUCUGGACAACCUUGAAAGGGAGAUGUUUCUGCAGAGGGCCAGGUAGUAUUUAAUGCUGGGAUGAACAACUGUGGUUGUGUCAACAUUCAGCUCCUAAAAGAUAUGAGGAGGCUCUCUCUCACCCAGGCUGCUUCUUGAAUUCUGUAGCCCCUGCAUAUUUGGAGAAUUGGUAAUAGGCUUUUGAUCUCGGGAACAGCUCCAAGGACCUGCAUCAGCACCUGCACAGCUGCGUCUUGCACACAGCUUCUGCACCUCUGGUUAGGCAAGCACCACGUUGUGUCAUUGAUCAGCCUUCACAUAACUUAAAAUGCGAUUUUUCCAUCACUGGUCCUCUUGACUUGACUAUGUAAAGAGAAAAGGCUGGACCUUAGGGAAACUUUGAUCUUUAAAGGAUUUCAGGUUUUUCAAAGAUUUAAGAUUAUGGGUAGAAACCUUAAUAAUAAAACCCCCCAAAACUGAGAAUUGAAUUGCCCUUAGAAUUGGGAGAAAACCAACAAUGUGGUGUCAGUGCUGAACAGUAUCAAAUAUACAGAGAUCAAAGUAACAUAAAAUCAAGUCAGAUAUACCAUGUCGCUAGCAAAGGUGUCAGUGAUACUAGAGUGAAAACAUUUUCAGUGGAAUGGUUGGCAGAGGCAAAAGUCAAACAGUAGUCCAGAGUCUCCGUAUUUACCAGAUUUCCCCUAAUGUCAAUUAGAAACACGAAUUCCAGCCACUCAAUAAGAUCUUCACCGUCAUUCCGAAAUAUUUCUUUUAUCAAAUGUUUCCUUUAUCUCAUGUUUUCUUUAGACAAGGCAAGUAUUCUUAACCUGAAGACGUCGAACCCCUUUACAGUACAGGCAGAAUAGUGUGUUUGUACAUGUGUGCAUCUUUAAAGAUGGUGAUGAUAGCUUUUAUCACAUUCUCAAAGGAGACGUAGCUCUUUGUAGAUCUACGGUUUCAGAAUUUUAGAAAUACAUUCCCUUUGGCCACCUUACUCUCAAGAGUUUUCCCUUGACCCAAUACCAGUCUAACAGGUAAUUCCUGGUUUUCUUUGAAUCUGUAUAUUCUGGAUAUCUCUAGCUCAGCGUAGAAUAGAGGACCUGAACCACUUCUUACAUAAGUCUUUCAAAUUCAGCCAAAUACUCUAUUAAUUUUUGCCUUUAUUGUUCUUAUACUUUCAUCAGUCUUUGACACUUUAAUGAGUUUCCUAUCAUAAAGAACAAUUUCUCUUGUUCCUAGAAUCUUUCC
Molecule: messenger RNA, 6173 nt
Organism: Acinonyx jubatus (cheetah)
Lineage: Eukaryota; Metazoa; Chordata; Mammalia; Carnivora; Felidae
Gene: POU5F2
Product: POU domain class 5, transcription factor 2
Exons: 1
Coding region: 2509-3522 (337 amino acids)
Biological process (GO): regulation of transcription by RNA polymerase II
Molecular function (GO): DNA-binding transcription factor activity, RNA polymerase II-specific; RNA polymerase II cis-regulatory region sequence-specific DNA binding
Source: RefSeq, a predicted model, not a curated record